Molecule: messenger RNA, 1222 nt
Organism: Ipomoea nil (Japanese morning glory)
Lineage: Eukaryota; Viridiplantae; Streptophyta; Magnoliopsida; Solanales; Convolvulaceae
Exons: 3
Coding region: 95-1141 (348 amino acids)
Cellular component (GO): endoplasmic reticulum
Source: RefSeq, a predicted model, not a curated record
UUCAAAUUUGAAAUCCUACACAGUUCUCCUCCAUCUUCUUCAUUCAUUCUUCAGUCACCAAGCAAACCAAAAGCCAAAACAUUCACAAGAAACCAUGAAAUCACUCGAUUCAACGCCCUCCUCUUCUGCAAAAUCAUCGACCACCAUAGAUUCUGAAACCAGAGACAGCUGCUAUUUUCCGGGAUGUCGAAAAGAUGCCAACUGCAAAUGUGAAAUCUGCAUAGCCAGCAUCAAUGCCACCCUUGAUCUGAUGCCCAAAACCAUCCAGAGAAACUCCCUUGGUAAACCCUCCGCCCGUGGAAAUCCUCGCUGCAGCCCCGUUUUGUUCGAUCCUUCCAGCUUUUCGACGCCCAGAUCGAGCAGGAAUCCAUCUGCUCCGGUGUCUCCUCCCUCGAAUUCAAGCGCAAGCGCGAGUUUUUUACAGGAAGUGGAGAGAGAUAAGAAGGAAUAUUGUGGGUUUGGGGCAGUGAUGGUGAGGUUCUUGGUAGGGCUAAGCUUGGUGUUUGUGGUGGAAUAUGGAGUCUCUAGUGUGGUUUCUGGGGUUUUUGAGCCGGAAUUGUCAUUGGAUGUUGUCAGGAAAUUGAGUGAAAAAUCAUGGGUUUCAAAUGAUUUGAAUGAAAGAUUGAUGAUCUUCAGGAAUGAGAUGGAAAAGUUAGUAGAUGAUGAAGUGUCAAACUGCAGCAGCUCUUUCUAUUCUCAGUGGAAAGUCAACCAGGAUGGGUUGCUUUUGAAUUCAAGAUGCACCUUAAUCGAAUCCAUCACAGAAGAAGUGAGCAUUUGGGGAUGGCCACUGCAGACUGCUGGAUUGCUCACUGCAGGAUAUUCUUCAAGAUCUUUUACUCUAUUAUCAGGAAGACUUACUGAGUGGUCUAAUGGGGAAACAAGUUACAAAAUAAUGAAUGUUAAUAGUUCAUGGACACAAAGAAAAUGGAGUUCUUCUGCUGUGCAGUUGGAUCCAAACACCUGGAUUCUUGAAUAUAAUGAGAGCCCUAUCAGGGAAAAUGCCAGAUUUGUUUCAGCAGUUGUGGAGUUCUUGAAGUUCAGAUUCACAAGAGAGUUUGAAAUGUUGAAGCAGAAGUUCAAAAGCCAGCAAAGUCAUCUCAGAGGAGGGAAUUGGAAGAGUUUUCAUGUCCCAACCUAAGAAAAAUGCUUUAAUUUUUCUCUGUAACUUGUCAAGAUAUAAAAUAUAAUUUGAUUCUCAUUCCUCAUGAGAGGAGCUAGA